Messenger RNA from Exophiala bonariae, 639 nucleotides. RefSeq lists its product as uncharacterized. The transcript has a single exon. The record is from RefSeq and is a predicted model, not a curated record. Bases 1 to 639 code for a protein of 212 amino acids. NCBI's taxonomy places the organism in Eukaryota, Fungi, Ascomycota, Eurotiomycetes, Chaetothyriales, Herpotrichiellaceae.
AUGCCUGAAUUUCUCGCAGAGACCGGCCGGUUGUUGCUAGAGCUAUUAGAGGCGACAGCCGAUCUUGAAUGCAACCUCACGGACGAGCGAUCUAUGCUCAUACAUGAUAUUCGCAAUGAAAUCGAAAGCUCUAUGACGAUCCACUAUCCAAGCCCAAAGAGCAUCUCGACGAGCAAGGCUCAAUUCAUUAAGCGAAGACAAAACCUCAGGCUCGGAAUAGAACGAGGAAAAGCAAUCUCCGAGGCAUCCGAGGCCGCAAAGAAGCUGGCUGACGCUGCCGAGAAGAUGGAAUCAUCGAAAAGCGGCGAGCAAGAGAAAGAGAGGGGAAACGCAGGUCUGCCAUCUCGCAAAAGAAAGUGGGAAUCAGAUGAGGAUUGGGAGAGGUCAGCAGGGUUGACAGAGGGUGACGCGCAAUUCGACGAAGUCAAAUCCUGGUACACGGGCAGUCAUGUCCUGGCACACGGGCAUUGGCAAGCUACGCAGCGCCAAGGACCCCAACCAUACCAUUUAUCGUCCCGUCAAUCAGUGUGGUCUGGACAAAGAGGAGCUCAGACGGCCCUCACCAAGCCUCAUCGAUCUACCUUAUGCCUCCAAGUGUGGGUUUUGACGGCAGCGGCGAGCUGGAGCGAUGGUUUCUAG